This is a messenger RNA of Stegastes partitus (bicolor damselfish), 3749 nucleotides long. Its product is annotated as lysophosphatidic acid receptor 6. Gene Ontology annotation, molecular function: lysophosphatidic acid receptor activity. Gene Ontology annotation, cellular component: plasma membrane. Lineage: Eukaryota; Metazoa; Chordata; Actinopteri; Pomacentridae. The transcript has a single exon. Gene Ontology annotation, biological process: positive regulation of Rho protein signal transduction; phospholipase C-activating G protein-coupled receptor signaling pathway. Bases 2757 to 3749 code for a protein of 330 amino acids. The record is from RefSeq and is a predicted model, not a curated record.
UUAUUUGUCUAGACCGAUUAGUCAUACGGGUGCUGUGGUCGGACCAUGAAUGCACAGUAAGGCCACGCUAAAUUGUACACUGCAGGUGUGGUCACCACAUGACAGCUACACUGCUAGUGGCCACAGGACUGAUCCUUUCUAUAGAAAAUUUAGGGUGGGUUAAGCAUGUCAAGACGUUUUACCUGCCCUACUGCAUUUUUGCAAAUACAACAAAACUUCAGCCUGUAGAAAUAAUAUUGUAUACACACCAUAGAUUUUGGAAGUUACUAAAAUUGAAUAGAAAUAGAAAACGUAGUCAGGCUGUGUGUAAACGUAUCUUAGUCAGGCUGACUGAAUGUGAAAACAGCUCACAGUGCAAACGAAAUACGACGGAACUUGAUUGCAUGUGGAAUAUGUGUUACUUCUUGUCAAAGCUGUGUGCUGCAAGACCGAGCACUGCUGCAUUCCUGCUGAGAGGCUUAGCCUUAGGGUCUGCACUGGCAGGGGCAGACUCAUCUCCACCACAGCACUGAUGGGAGCAAAGCAGGCGAGCAACAACACGCCUCUUGUGGGAGAAGAACGUUUACAGAGUAGAACACAGAGGUGGUUGCUGCCGUUGUGACACAGAAGUUUUUUGCCAUGAGAUCAUGAUUUAUCCAUCUGGCUUAAAUAACAGCACUAAAAACCCGACCUCGAUUAUACAGAUCAUAUAUAAAAGGCUACAUAUCAUUAACAAUUAUAUUGUGACUUGGGUAAAAAUAAUUUAAAUAAAAAACAAUAAAACUGUAUGCACAACAAAUGAAUUAAAUAGAUGUAAAGUAGACAACAGGUGAAUUAAUGCUUUUAUUAGGUACAAAGACUAUAUGCAUAGCUAUGGAAAGAACUGUUUUGACUUCAUUUAGACUGAUUAAGACAAAUUUUAGAUCAAAUUUUCUCAGAUGUAGACCUGGUCUGACAUCUACACAGACUUUCCUGAAAGUGCAAGAUCUCAGAUAAGGCUGAGACACAAGAUACAUAACUGUACGAUUGCAUCACCUUCUGUCAGUGAAUUACCGUUAAUUCUCUAUCAGCUAGAUAGUUAAUGAUCAACUCCAAUCACUCGUGUCGGUUUUGAAACAAGAAGUCGUAAACACGACGCCCACGACGAAGGUAAUAAAGCCAUCUGCACUUCUUCUUCAAUUCUAAGGCUGAUUAUAAAUUUUGAUUCUAUAAAUGUCAACAUCCAUCAACCCUCAAGCUAAAUUAGAGACCAAAAGUUAAUUAAAUGUUAGGUCGCAAUAAGCCUAAGUGUGUGAAGGAGAGGGAAGAGGGGGGACAGAGGAGGAGAAAGGGGGAGAGAGACCUUGACCUGAGUGUAGGCGUGAACUUCUUCGUGCAUUGCAUGUGCUGUGCAUUGUUCGAGCAUCCUAACAGGUUGUCCUGCUGCUCAGCACCAUCCGACUGGCAAAAGAACUUUAUCACACCGUCACUGCAUUGAUCCUGGCACUGGUGAGUGAUUGAGCUUUCUGUUUCAGUGUUCUCUGUUGUGCAUAGUUGUUCUCAUACAGUAUACAUGGGUUAAGAAAGAUAACUCUUUUUUUUUUUUUUUUUUUUUACCGUACCAGCUGAUCAGGAAUUUGUAGAAACUUUAAAUGGAAUCUGGAAUCACAGAACUGCUUUAAAUGUGAUAUUUUACUUGGCAUUGACAGUUAAAGAACCAAAUAAAGGCAAAAUAUGUGCUGUGAUGAGUUUUACAGUCAGUGGCAAAACUGCUGCACACUUUGCAACUCUUGAUCAACUUCUAUUUAACAGGUAUAUAUAUACACACUUGGUGUUAGUUAUAAAGUAAUUAAUUAAUAAUUACUAGGGAAUAUCUGUUAGUAAAGCAUCAAAACACACAACUGCAGCCAUUUAUUAUUAUAUGUCUGAAAAGAAUAAUAGGUCUGAGCUGUAACAAAAUAUUCUAUAGUUACAUUUAUAGAAUCACAACUUGGCUAUAAAGAUACGGGGUUAGAAGUAAUAAUAAUAAUAACAAUAAAAAAUAGAUUGUCUUUAAAAUAAUGCUACUGCUAAUGAUAACUUGUCACCUGAGAUGCUACAUAAAUGCUAACUGAAGGAGAUGAAAUACUGUAGUGAUAAUUAGCAAAUUUUAUUUAUUGUUUAAAAUUGUGUUAAGAAAUUAGUGUGAGCUCUCUUUUAUUGCUCAGUCAGUGGUACUGUAGAAACUGGUACAUGUGAUGAUGAUUGAGACUUUUUUGUUUUUCAUCAAACACUAGUAAGAAAGCUCAGAUAUCAGAGCUUCUAUAACACUGAUGGAAAGAUGGUUCACUGGAUAUUUGCUUACAUACUACAACCUUGGUUAAAUUAACACCUCUGGUAAUUUCAACGCAAGAUUAGCUUUACAAGGUUAACAAAAUGUGUGUUUAAUGUGUAAAUAGUAUUACAUCGGGAGGUGUUUCUUUGGCUCCCACUCUACAUUUAAUGAAACCAAAUGUUUGCCUGUUUUACGAGAGCAGGAAGCCGCACUUAAAGUUUCACUGGCAAAAUUCAUCUGUCUGUCUUCCACAUCAAACAUUAAUUCAGCUUUGUCUGUCACGGUAGUGUAUUCAUGUCUCUAAAGCAAAUUUACAGUCUAUAAAACACCAAACAUUUUGAGUUAAUUAAGAUUUAACUUGCCACAGGUUUGACUGCGCCACCACAGGUGACCUACUAUGUUCCUUGGCUCACUUCAACCAACCUGGUCUCCUCCAUCAUGAGAACAACAGGCUGAUUUAAAGUGUUGGAAAUUAUUUUGAAAUAUGGAGCUGUGGAAUAUGACUGAUCAGGCAGCCAAACCAAGCUCAGCUUUGUCUAACUGCACUGUGGAUACAAGUUACCGCUUCACCUUCUACCAGGUGUCCUACAGCGUCAUCUUCCUGCUGGGGUUGGUCACCAACAGCUUGGCUCUGCGCAGACUGUGUCUGUCCCCCUGCACCAUGAACAGCACAGCCAUUUACAUGGUCAGUCUGUCAACCGCCGACUUGUUUUUUGUGAUCUCUCUACCUCUGAGAAUCUACUACUACCACCAAAAGGCUCGAGCCUUGUCCUCCAAGACAGGCGACUGGUCCAGUUGGACUCACGGGGCGGCUUUCUGCCAGAUCACUUUCAUCCUUAAAUACAUCAGCUUAUAUGGGGGAAUCUUUUUUCUGGUGUGCAUUGCUGUGGACCGUUACUUUGCUGUGGUGCACCCCCUGGCAUCAACACUCCGUCGUCGGCGUGUUGCACAGGUGGUAAGUGGGGGGAUCUGGUGCCUGGUGCUCGGGCUCAGCAUGAGUCUGCCUUUGCUGCGCUCAGCAGCCACUCACCAAAGCCAACCCUGUCUGCUGGACCCAUCCUCGCAACGCCAUCGCACCAUCAUCCUGGUGGCCCUGGGCUUAGUGCUGGGGUCAUUUCUGCUUCCCACUCUGAUACUCCUCUACAGCUACUGCAGAGUGCUGAGUGUGCUCAGCCAGUCGAGACACCGCUGCCGUAGCCACCGUCGUGGCCGCCGGCACACCCUCAGGGUUAUCUACUGGGUGCUGGGCGUCUUCCUGCUGUGCUUCCUCCCCUACCACGUCAACCUGCUGGGAUAUACACUCACACACAUGGAGCUGCUGCCCCACUGUGGCCUGGCCAAGGUGACCAAGGCUGUGCACCCUGUGGUUCUUUCCUUAGCCAGUUUCAACUGCUGCCUCAACCCACUCAUCUACUAUUUCUCCAGCAGCCUGGUGCAUAGGGAGGUGCCUGCUGGUGGAGGCAGUGGCAGCCACUAA